AUGCGGACGUGGAACGCCGACGAACCAGACCUACAACAUCAUGAAAAGCGCCCACGAUCAUCUCUCCUAUCGACCGAUCCCUCACUACUAAGAGCAGCAUCACAAGACCCCCAGAAUUGGAUCUGUUCCUACGUCUGCGCCCAUGCACAGACUUUCCCCAAAGCCAACGUCUCUUCGACGCAACGUCCUCCUACCUCCAUCCUCCGUCCUUCCAACCUCCACGCUCGGAAGCUGGCGAGCGAGAAAGAUUUGGAAAGCUACGAGCGCUUUGCGGUGGAAGAUCACAUCAGCAGCAUUGUGUCCGAGCUUUCGAAAGUCACGGAAGCUCGCGCAAUUCUGGGUCUCGCAGGCGGUGUCGUCUUUGAGCAUAAACCCAACUCGCUCAAUGAUUCGGCCGAGGAAGUGCAAGAGCGCCUUCGCCUGGAUCGUUCUGCGUCACGGUCUCAGGGCGCUACGGGAACGAGACUAUUAUACGCGGAUCAGAUUCGUGUCUACAGAAAGACUUCCGGAGUCGACCAUCUGCUGUUCACCAUCGAGGACAAGGCCCCUCACAAGCUCUCGAUCCACAAUCUUCGAGCCGGGCUCAGCGCGAUGAAUGUAAUGGAAGAGGUUGUCAAUCGCGCCACGAUUCCCACGGAUGUCGGGGAUAAACAAUAA
Fonsecaea multimorphosa CBS 102226 is the source of this 657-nucleotide messenger RNA. RefSeq lists its product as uncharacterized. The record is from RefSeq and is a predicted model, not a curated record. Lineage: Eukaryota; Fungi; Ascomycota; Eurotiomycetes; Chaetothyriales; Herpotrichiellaceae. Bases 1 to 657 code for a protein of 218 amino acids. The transcript has 2 exons.